Nerophis ophidion (straightnose pipefish) is the source of this 1646-nucleotide messenger RNA. RefSeq names its product zinc finger, AN1-type domain 1 (gene zfand1). Lineage: Eukaryota; Metazoa; Chordata; Actinopteri; Syngnathiformes; Syngnathidae. Gene Ontology annotation, molecular function: zinc ion binding. Bases 126 to 935 code for a protein of 269 amino acids. Gene Ontology annotation, biological process: cytoplasmic stress granule disassembly. The transcript is spliced from 9 exons. Gene Ontology annotation, cellular component: cytoplasmic stress granule; cytoplasm. The record is from RefSeq and is a predicted model, not a curated record.
CAGCGAUAAUAAUGAUUGUUUAAAAAAAAAAACACUUCCGGGGUGAAAUCGGAAAAAGUUUGGACACCCCAGCUGUAGGGGGCAGCACGCGCCUAAUAUGAGUCUAAGUAGAAGAAGAAAAGCAAAUGGCGGAACUAGACGUUGGAGAGCAUUGUCAGCAUGAGUCUUGUCACCAAAAAGACUUUCUGCCAUUUGUUUGCGAUUCCUGCAGUGGAGUUUACUGCCUUCAACACAGAAGCAGAGAAGCCCAUUCAUGUUCAGAGGAGCCUGUGAAAAGAGAAGUGUCUACUGGAAGCGUCGUCAUAAACCAUCCCUGCUCUUUUGAAGAGUGUAAAGAGAAACAACUACUUCCUGUCAUCUGCCCGCAGUGUGAAAAACACUUCUGCCUGGCACACCGUCAUCAAGAUGAUCACAAGUGUGAGAAGUUGGAGAUCCAAAAGCCACGAAUGGCAGCCACCAAAGAGCUCGUGCAAAGGAUUGUGGAGUCAAAGGAUGGAUCCAAAAGCAAAGGACGUAAAGGAGCAAAGAACAGUGCCACGGCUGCCAAGGUAGCGUUGAUGAAACUGAAGCUGCACGCUGUAGGAGACAAGGGGUUGCCGCAGACUGAAAGAACCUAUUUCCAAGUGUAUCUACCUAAAGAGUCUGAAGUCAGCAGUCAGCCUAUGUUCUUCUGCUCCAAAUGGAGCGUUGGGAAGGUGGUGGAUUAUGCGGCCUCGCUAGCUUCCCUCAAGAACAACAACAACGUCCUCGCAGCGAAGAAGCUGCGCCUCUGCCAUCCCGUCACAGGUAAGGCUCUGCGUCAGGAUGACAGCCUGCACGCCCUGCUGACCAGCCCAGAAGACCCCUUGCACAAUGGGGGCAACGUGAUCCUGGAGUACCUGGACAACAACAGCUCUGGCCUGGAGGACGUUUGUCAAUACAUUACCGUUGGCUGAACGCCUAAAAUGUUAGGGAGGAGAUCUCGCCCCAAGUGGAGGAGUUCAAGUACCUCAGAGUCUUGUUCACAAGUGAGGGAAGAGUGGAUGGUGAGGUCGACAAGCGGAUCGGUGCGGCGUCUUCAGUAAUGCGAACUCUGUAUCGAUCCAUUGGGGUGAAGAAGGAGCUGAGUCGAAAGGCAAAGCUCUCAAUAUACCGGUCGAUCUACGUUCCCAUCCUCACCUCUGGCCAUGAGCUUUGGGUUAUGACCGAAAGGACAAGAUCACGGGUGCAAGCGGCCGAAAUGAGUUUCCUCCGCCAGGUGGCGGUGUUCUCCCUUAGAGAUAGGGUGAGAAGCUCUGCCAUCAGGGAGGAGCUCAAAACAAGGCGCUGCUCGUCCUCACCAAGAAGAGCCAGAUGAAGUGGUUCGGGCAUCUGGUCAGGAUGCCACCCGAACGCCUCCCUAGGGAGGUGUUUUGGGCAUGUCCACAGGGAAGACUAUGUCUCCCGGCUGGCCUGGGAACACCUCGGCAUCCCCUGGGAGGAGCUGGACAAAAUGGCUGGGGAAAGGGAAGUCUGGGCUUCCCUGCAUAGGCUGCUGCCCCCGCGACCCGACCUCGGAUAAGCGGAAGAAGAUGGACUGAUUGAUUGAGACUUUUAUUAGUAGAUUCCAAAGUACAGUACAUAUUCCGUACAAUUGACCAUUAAAUGGUAACACCCGAAUAAGUUUU